Messenger RNA from Sceloporus undulatus (fence lizard), 2027 nucleotides. RefSeq names its product 24-hydroxycholesterol 7-alpha-hydroxylase. The transcript has 12 exons. Gene Ontology annotation, molecular function: heme binding; iron ion binding; steroid hydroxylase activity. NCBI's taxonomy places the organism in Eukaryota, Metazoa, Chordata, Lepidosauria, Squamata, Phrynosomatidae. Gene Ontology annotation, biological process: bile acid biosynthetic process; cholesterol homeostasis. The record is from RefSeq and is a predicted model, not a curated record. Bases 70 to 1473 code for a protein of 467 amino acids.
CAAGCUUACAUUGGGCAGUCUUUUACAGCAGCCAGUGUUAGAAAAGCAGUUGGUGUAAAAGGGGGGGAAAUGGAUCUAGUUGUUGCUGUCCUGUUAACAGUAGUCCUAGGGGUUUUUGUCUGGUGGGUUUUGCUUCAGCUCAGAAGCUGCCCUGAACCACCGUGCAUCUCUGGCUGGAUCCCUUGGUUAGGAGCUGCCUUCCAAUUUGGAAGAGCUCCCCUGAAGUUCAUAGAGCAGGCCAGACUCAAGUACGGUCCAGUAUUCACAGUCUAUUUGUUGGGGAAACGAUACACAUUUGUUACAGAAGAAGAAGGGCUUCAAGCAUUUUGUACAUCUAAAGAUGCAGAUUUUGAGCAGGCAGUUCAACAAUCAGUCCAGCAUGCAGUUUCUGUUCCUGAAGAAAUCUUCUACAAGAAUAGGAGAAGGCUUUAUAUCAUGCUAAAGGGGAAACUGUCUGCUUCUAAUCUGCAUGAAUUAUUUGGGAGUCUCUGUCACGAAUUCCAAAACUAUAUAAAGGGUUUAGAUCCUGAGGGUACGAAGGAUCUCAGAGACCUUGUAAGGCAUAUCAUGUUUCCAUCUGUAGCAAACAUCUUGUUUGGAAAAGAUAUAUUUCUGACAACCGGGGAAAAUAUCAAAGAAUUUGAAGAACACUUUCGUAACUAUGACGAUGACUUUGAAUAUGCCACCCAGCUUCCUGAAUAUUUUAUGAAAAAGUGGUCUAAAUCCAAACGAUGGCUCCUAAAACGUUUUGAAAAGGUUGUGUUCCAUGCCCAGAAAACUAAUUCUCCAGAUGGUUCUUAUAAGACAAUAUAUCAGCAUGUCCUGGACACCUUGCAAGGAAAACACUAUGGUCCUCAUUAUGGUCUUUUAUUCUUCUGGGCAUCUCAAGCAAAUGCAGUUCCCGUUGCAUUCUGGACCCUUGCAUUUAUUCUAUCCUGCCCUUCUUUCUACAAAAAUGUCAUGAAGGAGCUAGAAUCUCUUUAUGGCAAAUCAGCAAAAGAAAUAGUCAGAGUAUCAGAAGAUGAUCUUAAACACCUCCCGUUUAUCAAGUGGUGUAUUUUGGAGACUCUACGGUUAAGAGCACCAGGUGCCAUUGUGAAGAAAGUGAUGAAUCCAAUAAAAGUUCAGAAUUUUGUUAUACCUGCUGGUGACCUGCUAGUGAUGUCUCCAUAUUGGUGUCAUAGAAACCCACAAUAUUUUCCUGAACCAAACGUUUUUAAACCAGACCGUUGGAAAGAAACAAAUUUAGAGAAAAAUACUUUCUUGGAAGGCUUUAUGGCAUUUGGAGGAGGGGCACACCAGUGUCCCGGAAGGUGGUUUGCUAUCAUGGAAAUUCAUAUUCUAGUUGUUUUGUUCCUUUCCAAAUAUGAAUGUAGCCUUUUGGAUCCAUUACCAAAAGAGAGCCCUCUCCACUUGGUGGGGACGCAGCAGCCUGAGGGACCAUGCAGAAUCCGAUAUAAAUUGAGAACAUAAGAAUAAUUAGUGUUCCUUACUAACAGCCAUAAAACCGAAUAGCCAUUGAUUUGCUUUACUACAGUGCUUUGUGUAUUUGUAAACAGACCACAGAUUUCAAAACAGAAGUAUAACGAUAUUAUACAAUCCAUGCAUUUUAAAAAAGAUAGUACUAAUAUUUUCUGAUUUUCAGCAUUUACCCUGUUCUGGCCUCAACAUAUGUUGUGUUUAGCUGUACAUCUGUCCAGUCAACUCAUGUCCAACCACUGAGCUAAAUAUAUAGUAGUUCCCAUUGUCCCUAUGGACAAGUAACUGAACAGUUGCAUUCAGGAUUUUGAAUCUAUUUCACCUUUUACAUUUGGCUGCUCCUCUGUCCUUAAUUAAUUGCUUGAAGAGUUUUAUCUGUCAGCCACUGACAUUUUUCUUUUAGCUGCAUGUAGUAGCUGCAUGUAGUGGCUGAAGUGGUUAAGACGCUGAUUCUGUUGAUUGCAGGUUGGCAGUUCGAGGCCCAGGUGCUGCAUGAUGGGGUGAGCUCCUGCCACUAAUACCAACUUCUGCCAACCUAGCGAUUUGAA